Closterium sp. Naga37s-1 is the source of this 636-nucleotide messenger RNA. Lineage: Eukaryota; Viridiplantae; Streptophyta; Zygnematophyceae; Desmidiales; Closteriaceae. The record is from the annotation of a GenBank genome assembly.
AUGGACUUUCUUUCUCUACCAAACCCAUCUAUCUUUUGUUUUCAACUUACUUCCCUCUUCGAUCUUCUUCGCUCCCCGUCUCUCACCACCUUCUCACCGUUUGUAGCUCUUGAAUUAUCCCAUGUGUUGUUGCCCACGCACCUGCAGGUUCGUCUGGGAGGGUCAGUGCGAGACAGGUUCGGAUCCUCCCGACCCAACACCGGCUUCUGCCGAACCUACUGCGGGUGGCACUCAUACGCGGAAGUCUCCCGGAAGAUUCUCAAGUUCGCAUUCGUGGGGAACGCGGAGGAGCAGUGUCCCAGUGGGUGCAGGAGAGGGUUUGGGAUGCGGGGGAGUGCGAAUGGGUGGAGAGGGGUGGACGGGAUGGUGAGCAUCGUGGGGCACGAGAUAGCAGAAGCGGCCACGAAUCCUGUUUUCACCCGGGGGUGGUUCGAUGAUGACGGGCAGGAGAAUGCUGACAAGUGUCAGAUUGACUUUGGCCCUGCCAGCAGCAUCAGGACUGUUGGGGACAGGUACGCCUACAACAUGGUGGGGCAGGGCGGCAUGCGCUGGCUUAUCCAGUCAAACUGGCGGCCGGGCGGCAAGGAGGCAGGGUAUCCAUGGCACCAGCAGCAGCAUCAGGGACCAGAGUGGUAG